AUGGCUGCUCCGCCUCAAUAUCUGGAUCAAUACGAGAAUCCAUACUUCCUGCACAGCUUCGAUCAUGCCGGAUUGAUUCUCGUCUCCGAUCGUCUUCAAUCUGGUGCUGACUUCCACUCAUGGCGUCGCUCUGUUCGGAUGGCGUUGAAUGUUCGGAAUAAACUGGGUUUCAUCGAUGGAAAUGAUUCCGAAACCUCUGCAGAUCAUCGCGAUGCCGGCUCUUGGUCACGCUGUAACGACAUGGUCGCCACAUGGUUAUGA
Molecule: messenger RNA, 261 nt
Organism: Microthlaspi erraticum
Lineage: Eukaryota; Viridiplantae; Streptophyta; Magnoliopsida; Brassicales; Brassicaceae
Source: the annotation of a GenBank genome assembly